UUUAAUAUGAUCUUUAAAACGAUAAUUAAAUUUUAAUUUAUGAUUUUAUUUCUUGCACGCCGCGAGUACAAUUUAUCUUUUCUUCACAAAAUUGCCCAGAUCAUCCAAUCAAAAUCGUCGUAUGAUUUAAACAGCGCCAUUUUCAAAGGAGUAAGCCAACAAUGGCGACGGAUUCCAAGCCUCUCGAGGCUUCAAAGAAGGAUGACGCAUAUGACAUUGGGGCAACACGUGUUCUGCGUUUAAGGCACUCACCUAUGACAAAAAUGUCAUUCUACAAACAUUACAUGAGGGAGGAAAGGCCCCUGCAGGUAGUAUUGGUAGGGGAAACUACUCAGGAGAAUGAAGAAUUGAGGGCAGCUUUAAAAAGUUUGGGUAUAAAGCCCCGGAAAUCUGACACAGGUACAGACUUCAUACAGACUGCCUCGGAGAGAGAAACCGUGUUUGUUUUGUCAGAGUUCGAGGGAGAUGUCUUUCACAACCUCUCCAAAGCAGAGGCUAACAUAGUGGGUCCCCCCGUCAUCUAUCACUGUGCCAAAGAAAAUAAGGAGGUGCCCUGUCAUUCCCGACCAUUGUACAACACGGCCAUGGAGGGAGUUAUUUUGUGCUUCACUGGUUUGGACAAACAAGAGGCUAGACCCCUUGCAGAGAUAGUGCACCACAUGGGAGGAAGUAUACGUAGAGACGUGUCUGCCAAAGUCACUCAUCUCAUAGCAGACUGCACAGACGGUCCCAAAUACAGGCUUGCCAGUAGUUUAGGGACUCCUAUUGUCAAACCAGACUGGAUCUACAAAGUAUGGGCAGACAAAGAUGUGGUGGGAAUAAAAGCCGAUGACAAAAUGGUACAAUACAGGGUACCCCCAUUUUACAAAUGCUGCUUGUGUUUUUAUGGUUUUACGGAGGAAGAAAAGAAGCAUAUGGAAGAAUUGACUGUAGAAAAUGGUGGAAUAUUUGCUGAGAUAGGGGAUGAGGACUGUACACAUUUGGUAGUAGAUGAUCAGCAAACUCCAGUGCUACCCAAAGACAUAGUGCUUCCACAUUUCAUUGUCAGAGCUGAGUGGUUUUGGGGGAGUCUACAAAUGGAAGCUUGUUCAGAUGAAAGGUUUUAUGAAUAUCAAAAGGAGACAACCCCUGGUUCUUUGUUUACACCUGGCCGAUGUAUGUCCGGCUCCAAGUCAAGGAAACGCAAGAGGCUUAAGGAGAAUAUUGCCCAGCUGGCCGCAGAAGGAGAGCUGGACUCCCCUCUCUACAAGCGGCGCUCCAGUAGCGAGUAUAGCCGGAUAUCCAUGAGUCCUAGCUCAUUCCUGGACGCCUCCAAUACACCAGAUAAAUCAGAUGUACUGACGGAAACAACUGAGAUUGAGGAGAAGUCAAAGGCUGUUCCAUCCAAGUUAUCACCCAGACAACAGGUUGUCAUGGAGUUACUGCAAACCGAGAAGAACUAUGUGGCCAUAUUGCAUACCAUUUUAAAUGUUUUUAAAUCUGAAAUAGAGAAACCCAAUCAAUACCAUGGUGCCAUUUUGGCUGCACAAGACAUCAAACUAAUUUUUGGAAACAUUCCUCCCAUCUACAAAGUCCACUGUGAAAUCAAAGAUGAACUGAUGGCCCUCAUGGAAAACUGGACAGAAGAUUGUCUAGUGGGUCAGGUCAUAUCACAGCAUGCUGAAGCCAUGCUGAAAGCGUAUCCUCCAUUUGUGAAUUACUUUGAGCAGACCAAGGAAACCAUAACCAAAUGUGAUAAAUCCAAUACAAGAUUCCAUGCUUUCCUCAAGGUGUGUCAGAGUAAGCCUGAGUGUGGGCGUCAGAGUUUGACGGAGCUGUUGAUUCGGCCCGUACAGAGACUGCCCAGUGUGUCGCUUCUUUUGGGAGAUAUUUUAAAGAAAACCAGUCAAGAUAACCCAGAUUAUGAAAGACUGGAAAAUGCAAUUGAUCUUCUUAAAGAAAUUAUGACACAUAUCAAUGAAGAUAAGAGGAAAACAGAAAACCAGGUUGUGAUGUUUGAUAUUAUGAAUGAAAUUGAUAAUUGUCCGGCAACAAUUUUGUCCUCCCAUCGGAGUUUUGUGACGAAGGCUGAUGUGAUAGAACUGUCGGACGAGCUGAGUGGACGAAACUUCCCUCUGUCCUUGUUUCUAUUUACAGAUACGCUAGAGAUCUGUAAGAGGAGAACCAAGCAUGGUAGUACUGCCAAGAGCCCCGCCCUCAGGAGGAGUCCCCAGAAGCCGUACAAACACCUGGGUCUGUUACAACUGAAGACGCUCAAACGGAUCAUCAACUACAGGGAGUCAGAAGAUUGUCAGAACAGUUUCGGAAUCAUUUUUAAAUCACAUCCUGAUGACAAAGACAAGCUUUACAGUUUCAUGGUGGAUGAGACGGAUGUAAACAAAGUUCAGUUCCUGACCUCCCUGGCCAAAUCAAUCGCCCAGACCAAGUGCCUGGCUGAUCACGAGGGACUGAUUGCCACAGUGGAGGGGCGGGACCUACAAAUCAACACCUCUAUCCUGGGGAGGAGCACGUUCAGCAGGGCUGCCAAAAUUGGUAAACGGGUCAGUAGGGCAUUUUCCUUCAACAAGACACCCAGUAGAUUAAAAAGAGCAGUGUCCAGUGUUCUCAGUCCAUUCUCCCAUGAAAACAACCACAACACUAUCAAUGUGAUGGGCACGCCGCGACGUGGUGGUGAUCUAUUCAACCGAAGACAAGCCAGCUGUAUGGACCUCACUGACUCCAUCUCGAUGCUGAGUAGCUACCCAAGCUCUACCACCCUGUACCAGGAGGAGGACACGGUCAGUCUGGGGGCCUACUCCCUCCAGACCCCCAUGGAACACUCCAACAUGAACGACUACAACAGUCGACUCAUGAAACCUCCCAGCUAACUGGGCAAAGAUAUGACAGUGAAAUGUCCUAGUCUGUAAUCUGACACAAAUGAAAAAAGGAUAUACAAACGAAGGCAAUUACUUAUAUCUCAACUUAGAGUCAAUCAAGUGGAAAGAAGAAAUAUAUGUUGGGAGUGAUAUCAUUCUUGGUUUACUACUAGCAUGUUUUGAAUUCUUGUACAUACGAGUAAAAGUAUCUCCACAGAAGUUUAAAGUGCAGUUCAAAGAAUGUGUUGGCAAAAACGAUCGAGUGAGAGUUAACUGAAAAAGUGCUAUUUAUUUUGUUACUGUACAGAACUCGCAAUGAAACUUGCACUGUGUGCUCCAGGCAAUGAAGAAACAUUUUGGAAGUGGAAGCUAAGAAUGUCAAGUGCCUUGUUUUAUGCAUAAUUAGCAGAGAAAUGCUUUAAUGAUUCCUUCUUUUUUUCUUUCUCUUUUACUUAGGUCUGAUUGAUGUGGGUUUUGUAUUUUUAACUGUUUUUUUAAACAAAAAUUGCUUGGUUUUUAUUUCUAAAAAUAUUUCCCCAUUUCACAUUUUCAAAUCUUUAUGAGUUAAGAGGUACACAUAAAGGUAAUUGAUUUUUGACUGAUGUUCCAAUUGUUCCAGAAUAAUAGAAUUACAAUGUAUCUCAGAUUUUCUUUUUAUUGAUGCCCUGAAAUGAGAUACUUCGUACCAUCACUUUUAAGAACAUGAAUGCGAGUUCCUCUCAGUUUUCUGGGGUUGUAAGGUUUAGUGAACUUUAUUAAGUAAUUGUCUAGACAGUAGCUAGUGUAGACAAACAGGAGAACCCAACCUCCCAAGUGAAGUGUAGACAAUCGUAAACAUGAGCAGUUAACAUCCCAAGUUUAUAGUCAUUCUUUAAAAUCUUUGCACUGAACAUGGUUCCCUCUCAGAGUACAGCAAACAUGUAUCUAUAUCUUCUUUCAAGAAGUACAAAAUGUAUUAUGAUGUUAUUUUAAGUGUAAAGGUGCAAAAGAACAUUAGAAGUAGUAAGGAGGUUUGUUUUUCCUCACUAUAUACAUCAUAGAUUUGUUCAUUAGAUACAGUUUCAAUGUUUUUCUGUGUACAAGUGUAUGAAAAUGCAGUAUUCAGAUCAUUUAUCUAUGCCUACACCAUUAUUAUCUUUUAAAUAUUAUAAAGUUGGGGAUCAAGGUCACAUUUGAUGUAAUCUAUCAUUUACACUGUACAUUAUUUGUACCGUAACCAUUUUUUCUUGUUCUGUGAUAGAGUCGACAGGAAUCUGCUUUAACUUUUGGUCUACAGCAUUGUACAAAAGGUAGGUCUGUCUUGGUACAGCCUUGGCCAAAUCAUCUUAGUUUUAAGUUUAAUGUGAUGACAGUCAUUUUUACCCCACCCUGUACCUGAUGUUUGUUAAUGUGUGACAACUGUAAAUUAUGUAACAUAGACAUGUAGUCCACAGUUAAUGUGAUGAGAAAGGUUGUGUAUGAUGAAGGCAGUGCCAUAGCACGCAAUGACGUCAGUAAAGAAUGAUAAAACAUCAGA
Magallana angulata is the source of this 4371-nucleotide messenger RNA. RefSeq names its product protein ECT2-like. Gene Ontology annotation, molecular function: GTPase activator activity; guanyl-nucleotide exchange factor activity. Gene Ontology annotation, biological process: activation of GTPase activity; regulation of cytokinesis, actomyosin contractile ring assembly; mitotic cytokinesis. The transcript has 23 exons. Gene Ontology annotation, cellular component: nucleus; cell cortex. The record is from RefSeq and is a predicted model, not a curated record. NCBI's taxonomy places the organism in Eukaryota, Metazoa, Mollusca, Bivalvia, Ostreida, Ostreidae. Bases 162 to 2867 code for a protein of 901 amino acids.